This is a messenger RNA of Striga asiatica, 1747 nucleotides long. The record is from the annotation of a GenBank genome assembly. NCBI's taxonomy places the organism in Eukaryota, Viridiplantae, Streptophyta, Magnoliopsida, Lamiales, Orobanchaceae.
AUGGCGGGGCCCAUUCGGACUCCAUCCCAUUUAUCAAAUCCCAUUUUCUGCUCUCCUAUACGCCCACAGCCCACUCGCUCCAAAAUAUCUCAUCAUAUACAUAUACACACACAUAAACACGAUAAUAUCCAUCCUCAUACCGCCAUCGCCACGACCUCCAUACCAGGAGAAAACGAUUCCUUCGGUUCAGACUUUUCACUUUCUACGGAUAAGAUGAGAGAGAUAAUCAGCAUACACAUUGGGCAAGCGGGGAUUCAGGUCGGCAACUCCUGCUGGGAGCUCUAUUGCCUUGAGCAUGGCAUUCAGCCCGAUGGCAUGAUGCCCAGUGAUUCUACAAUUGGUGUGGAGCAUGAUGCUUUCAACACCUUCUUCAGUGAAACCGGUUCAGGAAAGCAUGUCCCUAGAGCUAUAUUUGUUGAUCUUGAACCCACUGUUAUUGAUGAAGUUAGGACAGGGGAUUACCGCCAGCUUUUCCACCCAGAACAACUCAUCUCUGGAAAGGAGGAUGCUGCCAACAAUUUCGCCAGAGGACACUAUACUGUUGGGAAAGAGAUUGUGGAUUUAUGCCUUGACCGAGUGAGAAAGUUGGCUGAUAACUGCACAGGAUUGCAGGGUUUUUUGGUUUUCAAUGCUGUAGGCGGUGGUACUGGUUCUGGAUUGGGUUCAUUGCUCUUGGAGCGCUUGUCGGUUGACUAUGGGAAGAAGUCAAAGCUUGGUUUUACAAUCUAUCCUUCACCUCAGGUCUCGACAGCAGUUGUCGAGCCUUACAACAGUGUCCUCUCCACCCAUUCUCUUCUCGAGCACACUGAUGUGGCUGUUCUAUUGGAUAAUGAAGCCAUCUAUGAUAUCUGCCGGAGGUCCCUUGACAUUGAGAGGCCCACAUACACCAAUUUAAAUCGACUCAUCUCCCAAAUCAUAUCAUCCUUGACUACCUCCCUAAGAUUUGAUGGGGCAAUCAAUGUGGAUAUUACUGAGUUCCAGACCAACCUCGUGCCCUAUCCUCGCAUUCACUUCAUGUUGUCAUCAUAUGCGCCUGUGAUAUCAGCUGAGAAAGCAUACCACGAGCAGCUUUCUGUCCCAGAGAUCACUAAUGCUGUUUUCGAGCCUUCGAGCAUGAUGGCCAAAUGUGACCCUAGGCACGGAAAGUACAUGGCUUGUUGCCUGAUGUACCGUGGAGAUGUUGUGCCUAAGGACGUCAAUGCUGCUGUUGCUACUAUCAAGACGAAACGUACAGUUCAGUUUGUUGACUGGUGCCCAACUGGCUUCAAGUGUGGAAUCAACUACCAACCACCCACCGUUGUCCCUGGGGGUGACCUGGCCAAGGUGCAACGUGCAGUGUGCAUGAUCAGCAAUAACACUGCAGUUGCCGAAGUCUUCUCCCGAAUUGACCACAAGUUCGAUCUCAUGUACGCUAAGCGGGCUUUCGUCCACUGGUAUGUGGGUGAAGGAAUGGAGGAAGGUGAGUUUAGCGAAGCCCGUGAGGAUUUGGCGGCUCUCGAGAAGGACUAUGAAGAGGUUGGUGCCGAGGGUGUUGAUGAUGAAGACGAAGGCGAAGAAUAUUAAAAGUAAUGUUUGUUGGUAUCGUGCGGGUUUUUACUAUCUGUUUGUAAAUUGCUAUGGUUUGUGAUUUCUGCUUCUUGUCUUUGGAUCUUCUUGGGGUGUGUUUCUUUAACAAUUCUGAAUUUCUGUGUAUGAUGUGGAAGGAUUCAUGUUGGUGUAGUUAAUUGCUAUAUUUUUUUUUUUUUUU